CGGCGUGGCGGUAGGGCCCGCUGUGUCGGCUGGGACCUCAGUUGGUUCUAGGCGGUUCUGGUCUCGGCUGGGACUUCCGUUGUAGAGGUAAGAGAAGAAGGACUUGAACCUGCUAGAAAAUUAGAGGGGAAAGGGUCUGCAUCUGCAAAAGCAGCGGCUGUCUUACAAGUUUGCUGGACUGAGCUGGCCGCAUCGUGGCAUCGGCACACAGUUAACGCCUAUUUCCGCAUGGCUCGUUUUUCUCCAGGCACAAGUGCUUCCCUGUGCCGGGCAUCAUGGAAGGGCUGCUGUCGAGAUGCAGAGCACUGCCCGCCCUGGCCACCUGCAGCCACCAGCUCUCUGGGUACAUUCCUCACAGCUUUUACCACUGUGACCCAGAGAGAGGGAAGCGCUUGGUGCUGUCACGCAUGUUCCAGCCCCAGAACCUUCGGGAAGACCAGGUGCUGUCUCCCGAGGGCAGAUCUGGCGACCUGACCUGUAAGAGCCAGCGACUGAUGCUGCAGGUGGGCCUGAUCCACCCGGCAAGCCCUGGCUGUUACCACCUCCUGCCUUAUACGGUGCGUGCCAUGGAGAAGCUCGAGCGGCUGAUAGACCAGGAGAUGCAGGCCAUCGGGGGGCAGAAGCUCGACAUGCCCAGCCUCAGCCCAGCAGAGCCCUGGCGCGCCACCAAGCGGUGGGACUUGAUGGGUAAGGAGCUGCUGCGACUGCGAGACAGACACGGCAAGGACUACUGCUUAGGACCAACUCACGAGGAAGCCGUCACAGCCCUGGUUGCCUCCCAGAAGACCCUGUCCUACAAGCAGCUUCCGUUCCUGCUGUACCAGGUGACGAGGAAGUUUCGGGACGAGCCCAGGCCCCGCUUUGGUCUUCUCCGCGGCCGGGAGUUUUACAUGAAGGACAUGUACACUUUUGACUCCUCUGCAGAGGCUGCGCUGCGGACCUACGACCUGGUGUGCGGGGCCUACGGCAGCCUGUUCCGCAGGCUGGGGCUGCAGUGCGUCAGGGUCCAGGCGGACGUGGGCAGCAUCGGGGGCACCGCGUCUCAUGAGUUCCAGCUCCCGGCCGACGUCGGGGAGGACAUGUUUGCCGUCUGCCCCGGCUGCGGUUUCUCGGCCAACGUGGAGACUCUACGCUCGUCGCAGACCAGCUGCCCUGCUUGCCGGGGCCCACUGACCGAAAGCAGAGGCAUCGAGGUGGGGCAUACGUUUUACCUGGGCACCAAGUACUCCUCUGUUUUUGGUGCCCAGUUUACCAACGCCCACGGCAAACCAUGCCUGGCUGAGAUGGGCUGCUACGGCCUGGGUGUGACACGGAUAUUGGCUGCCGCCAUUGAGGUGAUGUCCACGGACGACUGCGUGCGCUGGCCUGGCCUCCUGGCGCCUUACCACGUGUGCCUCAUCCCCCCAAAGAAGGGCAGUAAGGAGGCGGCGGCCGCGGAGCUUGCGGGUGGCCUGUAUGACCUCCUCACAGAGGCAGUGCCACAGCUCCGCGGGGAGGUCCUGCUCGAUGACAGGACCCAUCUGACCAUUGGGAACAGACUGAAAGAUGCCAACAAGUUUGGGUACCCCUUUGUGGUCAUCGCUGGCAAGAGGGCCCUGGAGGACCCUGCCCAUUUUGAGGUCCACUGCCAGAACACCGGUGAGGUGGUCUUCCUCACCAGAGAAGGAGUCACAGAAUUUCUGAGCCAAGUGCAGGUCGUCUGAACCCCCCUGACCACCCACCCCUACGUCCCCAUCCUGCAGCCUUGGUGUUCGUUCUGAUGCUGCCUUUUCCCACACUCCGUCCCCGGCGGCCUCUCCAGAUACAGGGCAGCUUAUGGAAGGGGGAAGCAUGUUAGGGUAACCGACUUUUUAUCCAGGCCUUUGUUCCUACUUUUCGUAUUCGAAGGCGGUGAUUCCAUUCUCUGGGCUGGCAGUGCUGCCCCAAGGCAUUCCUCUUACAUUCCUUUGUGGAGGCUUUUGUGUUAGGAGGCAGAGGGGCAAGAAGGAGCCGCUGGGCUUGGCCCUCAGGCGAGUCACUUCCCUUCUCUGCCGGGUCCCAUGUGGAGGAUGCGAGCGGCUGGUUGCUGAGGCCUUCCUGGCUCUGGCAGUCUGACCCCGGUGCCUCUUGCUGCAUUUAGUUUGGAGAGCGGGCCUACCAGCCCUCCUCCACUUGGACACAUCCCCUCCCUUGCUGGGGGCCUCAGUUUCCCCAUCUGUGACAUGAGAAAAUGGAACUAUAUCUGUAAAAUUCAUAAGCUGUCAGUGGGUGGUUCCAUAAGAGGUUCAUGACAGGCAAAUCUGGGUCCUCUGCUCCCCUAGAGUCUAAGCUAUACGGAAAGUUGAUAGAAUUAGCUAAUGGCCCAAAACCACCUCCAGAGACCUGGCUCUAUUGGGCUGGCUUAGCAUGGAGAUGGUGUUCAAUUGAUUGAAUAAAGUAGGGCCACCAGGCUGAGCCUUGCAUGGUUAUUUGGAACAGUGGUAAUGCCGCCAUUUUAACUGCAGCGGCUUCCUACCUGACACUUUUUCCGUUUUUUCCCUAUUAUUUCUACAGUCCACUCACAAACAGACAAACACAUAAAACCCACCUUCGGAGGCUGGGAAUAUGUUUUAAACCAUUUCUCCCCCCAAAUGUAGGGGUAGCAGGCUUCAGGCACCACAGUGAGCUUGUCUUGGGUCGAGGUGGAUCCUAGUGCAUAUUAAGAUCUCUGCCUGUAAUCUUUGGAAAACUGGGAGCAGGCUUGAGCCACCACGGCAGUGCCACCUGGUUUCACUUCUCUUGUUCGUCACAUUAUGGUCUCCACACGUCCAAAGCUAACAAGAUUCUGUCACAUUCAAACUCAGGGCCACCACUUCCGGAAGUGUUGUGCCCUCUGCCUCCCGUAUACUCUCCCAUUCAGCACUGAUGACAUUGGUUCUUGUUUGUUCAUUGUUCUGUGCACUCCCUCUCGUGGUUGAUGGUCAGAUCCCCAGGGUCAUGGUCCUGGGCUGAUUGCCAGUGUAUCUCACUUCUUGUCUUGGCCAGUUGUCCCACCUGCCACACAGAUCCCCCAGCAGCGUGUUCCCGCUGCCACUCGUCACUGCUCAAGUAACCCACUCCCCAGCACACACCAUCAGGUUUCCUAAGUACUGUUCACGUCCAGCCCUGAUGGCCCCUAGGCCAGGAGAUGUGCAUUCUGAGAGCAAACUUAGAAAGGCUAGAUUAGAAGUCAGGGGAUUCUACUCUUGGCUGCACUCUGGAACUGCCUGGGUCCCACCCAGAGGUUCUGGGUAGGGUCUGGGUUACGUUUUAAAGCUCCACAGAUCAUUCUGAUGCAUGCAGUCGGUUCAGAGCUCCCAGUGUACUUAAGGGCAGCCACCAGCUCUGAGCCACUUUGUAGCUGAGCAUUUCUUAGAGUCAUUUCCUUUGUACAUUGUCAGCCCGAUGUGAGCUCUCUGCUUUUAAUGGUCUGGUUAUUUAUUUGCUAAGGGCCUGCCGUGCACCACUGUGCUGUGAGGCACUUGUAUGUACCAUUUUCACAACAAAAACUGUGCAGGGUAGACGCUGUUCUCCUUUAACAGAUGACGAACCUGAAGUUUCGUCUCAGCAGCUUGCUCAGGGAUGCACAACUGUUAAGGGUCAGAGCUAGAAUUUGAGUAUUGACUAAAGCCUAUGCCCUCCCUGCUGUAACUGCAUGGCCUCUGCAUAGAUAAAAGUGAUUUCAGUAGAUAAAACUGAAUUGUUUAUUUUUUUCUAAUCAAGUUAGCCCAAAAUGAGAAAUUAGCAUUUGUGAAUUGGUGUUUAAUUUUUUUAAAAGUUAACUCUUACUGAGGUAUAGUUGAUACACAAUGUUUCGUUAGUUUUAAGUGUAUGGCAUAGUGACUCAGUAACUCUAGGUGCCCAACACAAGUGUUGCCAUGCCUGUCAGCAAGCAACGCUGUGACAGCACCACCGACUGUUCCCCGUGCUGCACCUUUCAUCCCCGGGUCUUACUCUGUAACUAGAUGCCUGUGCCUCCCACUCCCCUUUUUUAAAUUUUAAAUUUGUUCUCCGUAGGCUGGCCUAUGGAAGGCUAGCCUAAUGUAAGCACUUUUGAAAACCAGAGUCCAGGAAGAGAGAAAUCAGUUAACUUAAAUUCUUCAUAAAUGUUGAAAUCACAGAAUAAUUUGAGGACAAUACAGAAUCAUGGAAGUUUAGAACGGGAGGACUUGGAGCCCCCCCGUCCACCCCUCAUUUCACCGAUGGGAAGCAGGCCCCAGCUGGGAAUUAACCUGCCACACACCGUCUGACAGCAGAACACCCGCCUGCAGGCCAAGUGCCGUGGCCCCUAAAUCGUGCUACCUCCAGUCAAUCUUGUUGCAUCAAGAGCGGUCUGGCUGGAUCAGCCCGAGCUCUAGAAGCCUUGUAGGUGGGAAACAGGUACCGUCCUCUCUUUUCCAAGGGAGAUGAAUACAAGGAGAACAGUGAUUUGCUCAAGGGCAAGCAGGACUGACACCUAGGCGUCUUGAUUACUAAGCCAGCGUGUCUUCUGAGAAGCCAGGGACGGUAGGGUAUGGGGGAGAGAUCAGAACGCUGAAGAGACAUAAUCCUAGCCUACCACUUACCAGGGAUGUGACCUUAAGACAAAUUACUUGACCUUCAUGCCUCUCAGCUUCUUCAUCAAAGAUGUGCUCAUGUCCAUGCCCCAGCCCCCCAGGGUGGUCCACGGUUGGCUGAGCUUACUUACGGGAAAUGCUUAGUCCUGUGCUCUCAGCAAAUGCUCCCAUCACCCCAGACAGCUGAAGAAAUGCCACCAUUGGGAGCUCACGUUGUGCUCGCGUUAACUUGUCUCAAGACCUGGAUCUUGUUUUCUUGAUGUGAUGCUUUACAACCUUCCUGGGGAGUGCCACGGGCAGGAAUUAAGUGACGCCUGUGGUAUGAGUCCAUCUCCUUAGAGAAAAGACACAUAUUCUCAAACUGUGUACCUUACUCUCUCCUUUCCGAACUUGUCAGUGUUACUUCUUGCCACAGACUGAUGAAAUGGAGUUGCUGGCAAAGCAGCAGGCACAGGCGCAUUGUCAUUGCUCUCACUCCUUGGGGAGAUCUAGAAGCAACUGGCUGGGAAAUAUUUAGCAGAAUUAACCCUUGGGGACAAAAGCUGGUGUGUAACAAAACCAUUGUGUAAAGCAAGCUUAGAAUGUAAAUCAAGGGCUCCAUUAAUACUCUGUGCUUUCACGGAAGAAACACCUGCUGGGCUAUCAAUAAAGGCA
Hyaena hyaena (striped hyena) is the source of this 5207-nucleotide messenger RNA. RefSeq names its product prolyl-tRNA synthetase 2, mitochondrial (gene PARS2). The record is from RefSeq and is a predicted model, not a curated record. Gene Ontology annotation, biological process: prolyl-tRNA aminoacylation. Lineage: Eukaryota; Metazoa; Chordata; Mammalia; Carnivora; Hyaenidae. Gene Ontology annotation, cellular component: cytoplasm; mitochondrion. Gene Ontology annotation, molecular function: ATP binding; proline-tRNA ligase activity. The transcript has 2 exons. The coding region runs from base 276 to 1703 and encodes 475 amino acids.